AUGGAGGAUGGAGGCGAAUCAGGUUUUAUAUCUCAGCUUUAUAUAUACAAGUGCACUACAGCUUGUGCUGUUUGUCAUGUUCUUGAAGGUGUUCGAGGUACAAUUCAAGAUGAUUUCAUACAGUUGGAGAAAGCCACCAACACUAAUUAUGCAGGAGUAAUUCUCAACCAAUCUGAAAAUUUUACAACUGAUUUCCAUUCAGUUAGUAGCUAUAUUAGUAUUUUUAAUCCAAAAGUUGAUACGACCCAAACAAGUGCUGCAGCUAUGAUGAUUGCUAAUAGAUCUCCGAAUAAUUUGAAUACAAUUAUCGUUGGAUGGCAUGUGGAUCCUGAAAUGUACAAGGAUAAUAAAACUCAUCUUUUUACAUAUUGGUCGAGUGAUAAGAAAGGAUGCUAUAAUUUACAAUGUCCUGGUUUUGUUCAAAUUGACGAUUCUUUCACCUUCGGUCAAAUACUUAAUAACACAUCAACCAUUGAUGGACCGACAAACGAGCUUCCAUUAGUUAUUUUACAGAAUCCUAAAACAAAAGAUUGGUUGAUUGGUAUUGGAAAAGUAAUAGGAUACUAUCCAGCAUCUUUAUUCUCCAACAUGUCAUCAGCUAAUCAAGUGGGAUGGAUAGGUAAAACAACAAAUGAUUUGAAUACCCCUAACCCUCCUAUGGGAUCUGGAGCACUGCCUAAUGGUGUGUUGGGCCAUGCAGCUUAUUUUAAGUAUCCUACAUUUAAUUUAAAAGGACUUGAGACAGGCUUGGGUCAAAUCCAAAGUUCAAACUCUGGAUAUUAUAAUGCUUCAUACUAUAAUGAUAGUCAAGGUUUACUAUAUAUCCAAUUUGGAGGACCAGGGGGGAAAGUGUAA
Molecule: messenger RNA, 855 nt
Organism: Medicago truncatula (barrel medic)
Lineage: Eukaryota; Viridiplantae; Streptophyta; Magnoliopsida; Fabales; Fabaceae
Exons: 6
Coding region: 1-855 (284 amino acids)
Source: RefSeq, a predicted model, not a curated record